CCCUCCAGCUGUGCGAUUUGGACCAUGUAACUUCAGCGCUCUGAGCUCACUUUCCUCAGUUGGGUUAAUAGCACCUCCUCGAGGAUUAAUGUAUGCAAGGGGCUCUUACAAGGUGACUGCCCCCAACAGUGAUUUACAACGUAUCUAAAAGGAUUCUUAAGAACCGGAGAGCACCGUGUCCCAGCCCCUGUUGUGGUGAUCAUUUGAUCCAGGGCAGCAUCACCUGGGUCCCCUCAGUACCCACAGCUCCUGUUACUAUGGUGAUUACUAGAACGCAGGGCCUGUGCCUGCCAGUGGAGGCUGGUUGAAGAAGGGGCUUUUAUAAGGGCCCUAUGGGGCCUCUGACUGCUCCCACUGCCAGUGCCACUUGGUGGAUGUCACCCUAGUCGCCCACACAGCUCCCUCUGGAGAUUUUGGUGGGGAGCAUCUGAGAUCUUCAGGAGUUUGUAAGGCUGUCACAGUCAGAUGAGUGUUCUUGCCAGGCUGCAAAUGAAAGAAGUGGGGACAAGAGGCCAAGGCUAAGGUGAUGCACAGGACUCUGGUGGUGAAGUUCAGCCAGGCUGUGUCUGAGGGUAUCUGCCACAACAGACAUCUGCUGACACCCAACCCCAAGAAGACUUCCUUCAAACACAUUUGGGCCCGCGCCCUCCGCCCUCCGCUGCGCCUCCUCGGCUCUGGCACUGCGGACCGGGCGGACCGCGGCGAGCUGCGCCUGGGACCCAGGCCGGGUCCGGUUCCGGCUCCAUCUUGGGCCGCGGAGCUGGGCACCUGUGGCGGCCUCAGGAGCAGCGCUUCCGCCGGCCUGCGCGGCUCCGGACGGGCGAGAGGAGCCUGUGACCUGGGGCUGUUCCUAAAGGCACCUUCAUCUCCCCUGUGAUGGGCAGGUUUUGUCCUCUUCAAGUCAUCCUUUCAGGUGUGCUGCACCAACCAACUGUGGUCCUGUGUGUUCCUGCCAGGCCUCCUUUAGCUCUGGAUAAAACCUCCUGCUGGAGGUCGUCACGCCCCCACUAUGCAAUGCAGGAUUUGUGGGUUGCUGACAAGCAGAACCUGAGGUGGCAGGACAGCCUGGUGGUGGCCACAGGACAUCAGCCACAGCCAUCACAACUUUGACAUGAAAAGGGGCUGGAGAGAGAACAUUAAGGCAGCCAUGAGCUCCAGCCGCCCUGAGCCGGGUGCCCGGGUACCCCUAAGCCCCCACCUGCAACCCCUGUCCCGGAGCUCAUCCAGCCUGCUGGGUGAUGGCCGAGGGCAGAGGCCAGAGCUCCGGAAGAGUGCCAGCAGCACUGUGUGGCAGGCCCAGCCAGAUGAGGCCAGCACUGGUUCCCAGGCCCCAGAGGAAGAGGCGUGCCCAGCCAAGAGCAUGGAGCCAACACAGGCCUCCAGCCCCCAGCCACAGGCUGGUGCUGGGGGCCACUGGCGGAGUAACACUGUAGGCAAUGUGUCUACCAUGGGCAGUGGUGACCUGUGUCGUCUGCGGGCCCCUGGUGCUACUGCUGUGCAGAGGAGCCACUCAGACCUGGUCCAUAGCAUCCAGAUGCGGGGCCACAGCAGUGCUCGUAAGACCAGCCUCAGCUGUGUGGUGCUUGGCAGCUCCCCAGUCCACAGGGCUCACUUGCAGCCUGGCAGUACUUCUGACCAGGGUGGUCGGUUCCCUGCAAGCCUGGAAAGGAAUCUGGCUCCAGAGGAUGGAACUUCUAACUCAGCGUGGAUGCUGGGGGAGAGUCAGGUUGGAGUGCUGCCGCUAGACCCGGAAGGCACAACUACUGACAGCAGCAGUCCCCGGCCUGGGCCCAAAGACGCUGGGCAGCCGGCCACCACCUCCUGCCAUGCUUUGCCCCCAGCAGCUCUACUCUGCGAUAUGAAUAAGGGGGGAGCUGGCAGCUGCUAUCGCGCCCUGCCUGCCACAGGGAUCCUGGCUUUUCCCAAACUAGUGGCAUCAGUGAGCGAGUCUGGGCUACAGGCUCAGCAUGGGGUGAAGUUUCACUGUAGAUUGCCUGGGGGACUCCCUGGACACUCUUGCUGUGCCCACCCUUGGGAUCCUACAGAGCCUGGAUCCAGGACCAAAGAUGUGUGGACCAUGACCUCAGCCAGCGACUUGGCCCCUGCGGUGGCAUCCCUUCCGUCAGCCCAGGAUGCUGGUGUACAGGCAGCCCCAGUGGCAGCCUGCAGAGAUGUGGCCACCAGCCCAUCCAUGGAAGCACCUAUAGGCCUGCACAUGUUCCCAGAGGUGACGCUGGGGUCCGGCUUGGAGGAGGCGCCAUCCCCUGUGCGGGAUGUCCGAUGGGAUGCUGAAGGCAUGACAUGGGAGGUGUAUGGAGCCUCGGUGGACCCUGAAGUGCUUGGCGUGGCCAUCCAGAAGCACCUGGAAAUGCAGUUUGAACAGCUGCAGCGGGCACCUGCCAGCGAGGACAGCCUGUCUGCAGAGGGCCGCAGGGGGCCGCUGAGGGCUGUCAUGCAGUCCCUGCGGCGUCCCAGCUGCUGUGGCUGUUCCACUGCAGCCCCCGAGUGAGGAGCUGCAGCUCUUGGAGCUGACCUGGACCCAUGGACUUAGCUUGAGACCAGGGCCAGGGACAGUGGGGGCCCCAUGCUCCCUGGACCUACUGGCAGCUGGCCACAGCUCUCAUCUACACACCAGCUGCAUAUAGGCCACAGGACUGCAGCCUGGGGCUCUCUGCCUCAUGUCGCUGGGCUGGUUUUUAAGGGCUUGUUUCCCAAGGGCCACAUUUCUUUCUGCGCAUUCCAGGCUUUGAACGUGGAGAAGGGAUUUCAGCCCUAUGUGUAAGGGAGAUCCUGAAUUUUCUGUAAAAAACUUGACUUUCUAUUCAGCCUGCCCUCAGAACUUUGCCAUAUUUUCCCCUCAGAUUCUCUGCAGCUUUAUUUCAAAGCAGUACUUUAAAUGAGAAAUGAUGAAUUCUUGACACGAAGUGUGGGGCCCCAGUGACAGGGGCUACCUGUGUCUUCAGGGAAAGAGACUGGCAUUGCUAAAGGCCUCCUAUAUGCCACCUACUGUGCAUAACACCUUACCUUAUUGAGUCUUCACCUCUUCACCCUGUUUAACAGAUGAAACAAUAGACAUUUGACAAGGCUAUAGCUGAUGUGCCCUGUGUUGGACAGCUUGAAGGCUUGGGGCUAAGAUUCAAUGCUAGGGCUGGCUGAAUCUGCAGGGUUUCCUGCAGCACACACCCAGUCUGGUUCAGUGAAGCUGUGUACAAGAAGAAUUUGUUGAGUCCAUAUUCCAUGCCAGGUUCUAUGGAUUCCAUGGUGAAUGAGACAGGCUGCCCCGCCCCAGCCGAGCUCAUGGUGUGCCGUGGGACGGGGGGUGCUGAGCAGUACAGAGGGCUGCCAGGCUUCCAGGGCCACUUCUAAAAGCCAGCUCCUCUUGCAAGUCAUUGUGUCAGUAGGUGGCCUCAGGAAGAGAAGAUAGGUGGGCAGCCACUGCACCUGAAAUACGUUGCAGCGCCUUAAGUUUCACCAUUGUCACUUCAUUCCUUUGGCUUAGGGAUUUCUUCUCAGCUGACACAGUUGUUGGAAGGUGGGUGGGCAGGAAGGGAUAGGGAUAGGGAAGGGUCCUGGCUGUGGGCCAUGAGGUGGAGACUCCAACCUGGUGGGAAAUGGCCUGAGAUGGGAGGCCAUGGGGGUUCCCUGAGUCCUGCCAGUGUGAUCUGACAUGGGCUAGGCAGUGGGGUCCAGGGGAUUUGGUGGGAGGGGGCUUAAGAGUUUGGCAUGGCCUGUCUUCAUUGCCCAAGAAUUCUCAAGAGCUGCAGAAGAUGUGAGUGAGCUUAUGUCCUUGUCCUGCGACUUGGCAUUGAAUCCCCCAGUCCACACUUGGGAGGGAGCCAAAGGGUUAGAGUGGUGUUAGGGCCCAUGACCUGUCCUGUUCCUGGGGCCUCUUCUGCACCUAGGAACCCAGGACCUGAGAGCUGGCCUACCCUUCCCUAUCCUCGAGGAGCUGGUGCUCACUGAAGUGGAAAUGACACAUGCAGAAAUGGGAUGAUUUUUAAGGCAGGAGUGACAUUCUAACAGGCCCAAGGAACAAAGGGAGAAAGGAGUGCAUCAGGUCUAAUGCUUCCCAAAGCCCCAAGAUGGGCCAUUCUUGCCCAUGUAUGUGCCUUUUCCAUGUGUGCAAGUGCACCCCUCCUUGGGGAUGUAGGCCUGUUGGUCCCUCUGUGUGUGGUACAGGGCAAGCGCCUCACAUUCUGGGGAGUGACACAUGGGUACAUGCAGCUUUUGUGCCUGGCCCUGCUACAGGGGCCCCAAGGAGCCCCAGCCUGGUGGGGCCACACAGGAGGGAGUAAAUGGAUGUGGGGGUAUAGGGGAGGGGCCCUUCACAAAGGGCCACAGUAAGCAGAGUCUUGUGGACACAGAGGGUUGGACGGGUGGGUGGAGGGGUAGAAGGACCGGCAGGCGGAUGGAACAGGCUGAUCAGAGGUUGGAAGUGCCUGUUCUGCCCAGGCCGUGGUGAGUCAUUGCAAUGAAGGCCCUGUGUGGGUGCUUAUUGGGUCUGGAGGAGUCCCCAUUGUGAAGCUGCUAGUGUGACUGAGGGAUAGGACUUUGGAGGAUUUGUGGAAGGGGUGGUGGGACCAGAUAGAAAUAUCUGGCUAAGAGUGGUGGCUCAAGCCUGUAAUCCUAGCACUCUGGGAAGCCAAGGUGGAGGAUCAUUUUAGACCAGGAGUUCGAGACCAGCCCUGAGCAACAUAGCAAGACCUUGUCUCUACAAAAAACAAAGAUGAGCUGGGUGUGGUGCUGCACACCUAUAGUCCUAGUUUCUCAAAGGGCUGAGGCAGGAGGAUUGUUUGAAUCCAGGAAUUUGAGAUUGCAGUGAUGACACCAUGGCACUCUAGCUGGGGCAACAGAGCAAGACCCUAUCUGGAGAAAAAAAAAAAAAGGAAAAAGAAAGAGAAAUAUACUUUUGGCUGCUAGGGGGGAAGAAAUUGGCCUGGAGGAGGUAGGAGGCAGAGCCUAAGAGGAUGUGGUGGGGGAUGCCAGGGAGGGGCUGUGACAAAGUGGGCACCUGGAGGCUGACUACACGUGUGUGUGCAUAUCUUUCUCACACACACAUAUACACACACAAGUGCAGUGGAUUUGAGAAGAAGCAGUUCCAGGAAACUGAGGUUUCUAGUUUGUGCAAGAGGAGGGUUAGGCCACUACCUGGGACAAGGGAAGGCAGGUGGCAGGUUCAGGAGGGGCAGAGGAAGGGCCACAUACCACAAAGUUUGGCUGGGAGCAGUGAAACCCACUUCACAAGGAGACUUUCUCCUCUGUCAUAAGCAGAUUUGCAUGUGUCUGCUCUGCUUGGCUGUGUGCCAAUCUGUGCCACCUCCACACACCCGGAAGGUUGUGAUGGCAGGCAGGGCUGGGCCUGGUAUGGAGCAGGCCAGCCAAGCUGCCCACUCACUGCACCAUGACCAAGAUGAAUGUUUGCACGGCAGCGCUGGACUCUAGCCUGGCUAGGGUCCCCGGACUACCCUCCUGGGUAAACCGUGUUCCUGUUCUCACUAGCUCAGGCUGACAGCUGCCACCUGUGCUCUGCUUGGCUCAACUGCAGCUUAGUUUCUGAAUUGGACCUGGAGACUCAUUCCCAGACCCCUGGUUGCAGCCCCACCUGGGCUAGGCCUGAUGUCUGCAGUGGUUUAGGGACCCAGAGCAUGGCCACUGGCUCAGUUUACGAUCAUCCCUGGUCUCCAGUCUGGGUCCCUUUCAGGCCCACUUUAGGAGGUGUUGGAUUUGAUUGUUGAUAUGUUUGUUUUGUUUUGAUUUUAAA
Nycticebus coucang (slow loris) is the source of this 5761-nucleotide messenger RNA. RefSeq names its product G protein regulated inducer of neurite outgrowth 2 (gene GPRIN2). Gene Ontology annotation, biological process: neuron projection development. Gene Ontology annotation, cellular component: plasma membrane. The coding region runs from base 1112 to 2509 and encodes 465 amino acids. The record is from RefSeq and is a predicted model, not a curated record. Lineage: Eukaryota; Metazoa; Chordata; Mammalia; Primates; Lorisidae. The transcript has 6 exons.